Molecule: messenger RNA, 6506 nt
Organism: Dimorphilus gyrociliatus
Lineage: Eukaryota; Metazoa; Annelida; Polychaeta; Dinophilidae
Source: the annotation of a GenBank genome assembly
GUGGACAUAAUAUUUUCCGAAAGUAUGUCUGAUAUUCUUAUAUCUCUGUUCAGAAGUGUUAAUUCUAAUCUAUUCAUAUGUUUGUCUUGUUUGUCAACAAAAGGAUAUUUUGGGCGCUGUUCACAUUUACUGCAGUUGCAUUUUUCCUAUAUGUUCUUGGUCAUAGGAUAAAAACGUAUAGAGCUUUUCCGAAAAGUGUAAACGUUGAAGUCGUUUACACAAAUCGCCUCAGAUUUCCAACUUUAACAAUCUGCAAUCAAAAUUUCUUUAGGACCACGAAGACUUUUGAAAUGGGCUUAUACGAUAGGGUUGAGGAUGUUUUUGGAGGUGUUGAUAAUACUGAAUCUUCGAAUGAAGAAGAAGAAUGUCGGGAUAAUCUAAUAAGACGGCCCCAAAAGUAUCUAAAAGGCUUUGAAUCCUUGUAUUUCUCUUUCAAUGACGUCACUGAAAAAGUUUGCAAAUCCUUGUGCUUGAUAUUUGCUGACAAGACUUGUAAUGCGGUCACUUACAACUUAAAAACCAAGUCCUGUUACAUAACGCCAAUAACGAAAGAUACAACUGGAGCACAAUUAAUUCAUAGCAACGUGACAAAUUAUUAUGAAAGAGAGAGAUGUAAUGGAGACAAACAACUAGUACAAUGUGAUUUUGAUGAAGAGAGCAACAGCUUCUGUGAAUUUUAUCAAGAUGACAAAGAUAAUUUUGAUUGGGCUAGACAAAAAGGAGAAACUGGUACAUUUCACACUGGUCCUACUAAAGAUCAUACAACGGGCAGAGGUUAUUAUAUCUAUGUUGAAGCAACUAAUAGAAAAGCUGGUCAAUCGGCAAAGUUAAUUUCUCCAUUUCUACAAGCUCGAAAGAAAAUUUGUAUGGAAUUUUAUUACAACAUGUUUGGUGUUCAAGCUGGUCUAUUAACGAUUAAGCGGCGAGAAACCAAUGAAAUGGAAAGUAUUAUUUGGUCUAGAACUGUUCCAUCAGAUACAACAGAAUGGAGUAGAACUGUCGUUGAACUCCAACCUGGUCUUUUCCAAGUUGUUAUUGAAGGCGUUAUUGCGGAUGGUCCUCUUGGUGAUGUUGCUGUUGAUGACAUUAGAAUUGGAGAUUGCAAAACAAUACUUCCUGAAUGUAAAUACAACAAGUAUGGUUCGGAGUUUCAGGGUUCUACAUUUACGUCAAGUAACACGAAUAAAUCAUGCACCAAAUGGACAGAAAUGUUAUCGGUUAUAAAUAAAACUGUGGUAAAAGAACGUUUCGAAUUUCCAGGAACAAGUCUGGAAGAGGCCGAAAACUAUUGUCGAAAUCCUAAUCGAGAUCCAAAAGGACCGUGGUGUUACGUUUCUACGGAUGGUGAACGAGAGUAUUGCGACAUUCCCUUUUGCGCUUGUAAGAAAGAUGAUUUCUUAUGCACAAACAAUAAUUGUAUACCGAAGUACAAAUUAUGUAACGGCAAAGAUGAUUGUGGAGAUAAUUCCGAUGAGGAAAAGACUUGCUCAUCAAGCGCUAAUUGCGAUUUCGAGAAUACUUUUGUAUCUGGAUAUCGAAAUAGAAACACUUCAACCAAAACCAUUGAAUGGAAAAGAUUUAGAGGUUCUACGAAAUCCAGUGGAAGUGGUUACAGCAAUUUAAGGUUUGAUUACACUAAAAAAUCCUCUCUGGGUCAUUAUAUGUUGGUUGAUUCGAGUGUGGCUGGACAACCAGUUGGCGAACUGGCACAGUUGCUUUCUCCAGUUAUUAAUGAAAAUUCACAGCAAAAUUGUUUAAGAUUUUACUACUAUAUGUUCAAUUUUCAUGAAGAUCCAUCUAAAAUGGGAAAUCUAACAGUGAAGCUAUACUUUAAUGAUUUAGACAUUCGACCACUUUACCGUAUUGUUGGCCGGCAACCAGAUGGUUGGCAAUCUGCUUGGGUUACAAUUCCACAGACAAAUUUAUCAUACUCUCUUCUCUUCGAAGUAAAGAUUGGAGAACAAUUUACGUCCGAUAUUGCUAUUGAUGAUAUUAAAUUAGAUUUCGGGGAAUCGUGUGAAGAAUUGUUAGAUAUUCCUAUUAAACCAGUGCCGCUCGAUCCUACAGAGUUUUUAUGCAAAUACGGAGAUAAAAUUAACAAAACGAAAUUCUGUGACGGAGUUGAGGAUUGCCCAGACGGAAGUGAUGAACUUCAAGACGAAUGCAUUCAAAGAAAUAAUGUAUCCUGCAUUUUUGACCAUGAUUAUAUGUGUGGAUAUAAAAUUGAAGGUUUGAAAUAUUCUAAAUGGCAUAAAACUUCCGUAAUCGUUGACAAGACUAAAUAUACUGCAUUAAAAGGGGAUAAGUUACUAAACGCUGGUUUCAACUCUGAAAUUAUUUCUCCAGUAGUUAAUUUUUUCGAAAAAGGAUGCAUUGAAGUUGUACUGUAUGUAUUAAAUUAUUAUGACGUUGGCAAUCGAUUUCAAGUUAUUCAAAAAUUUGAAACUUCUGAAAAGUUACUUUAUGACGCCAAACCAGUGCUUUUAUUAUCGCAAACUUGGCGAAAUUUAUUAGUUCAAGUUUAUCCUGGUAAGAGUCAGAUCAUUGUCAGAAGAUUGUCAAAACUUAGUAAUAGGUGGGGAUGGCAAUACAAUUAUUUGGCUAUAAAGGAAAUAAAAUAUCAUAACAAUUUGUGCAAUGUUGUCAAAAAAAGUUGGGGAGGUUUUUCUAAGUCAUGUGAAUUUGAUUCUUCCGCUCUUUGUGGAUUUGAUCAAGAUUAUACUACUAUUCACAGUCGUUUUUCCUAUUUAAAACCUACCUUUGUAACUGAAUCAAAAGCCACUCUUCUUCUUCAGUCCGAUAUAUACCGACUAAAGGAUCCUUUUCGAUUGACAUCACCAGAGUUUAAUGUGACAACAGCGAGCUGUUUACAAUUCUGGUUUAAUUUUAAUUCAAUCAACACUUAUAAGUAUGAGUCUGCAACAUAUCUUAAUGUCUAUUGGAAAGCUAAUGGAACAGAGCAAAGACUUUGGCAAAUUACUGGUAAAAUAGCCACACAGAGUUCUCAAUGGACUGAAACAGAAAUACCAAUUGGUUUUGGCAGUAUAAUUUUUGAAGCACAUGGUGUUUUUAACUCAUAUGCUCUAUCUAUAAAUCGAUAUAAUAUAUCAGAAGGAAACUGUCCCAAUCCCGAAGAUGUCUGUAAAACAAAAACGUAUUGCGUAUCUGUACCGUACUGUGUACCCAAUUAUUUAGUUUGUGAUGGUAAACAAGAUUGCCCGGGUGGAGAAGAAGAAAAAAAUUGUACACUUUGUUCUACAAACAAUGAUAAAAAUUGCAUUGAGAAUAGUGGAGACAAAAAAGACGAAGACAACAAUGAGGAUGACAAAAAUUCCGGUUCAGGAGAAUCUGGUUUUGAAGAGUCAGGUUCAGGAGAUGAAGAGUCAGGAGAUGAAGACUGGAAAAACAAACAAAACGAAGACACUGCCGAAGAAAAGAUUCUUGGAAAAAAAGUACAUUAUGGAUUGUUCUUUACUGGAACUACAGGCUUAAAUGAUAGUAUUCAGUUCGCACUGAAUAUCCCUUAUAAUACAUCCGAUAUUGAAAUUGAAAGUUUAAAAAUAUGGGAAAAAAUGAAAAAUCAGACUAUAGGAACAGUAGAAUCAAUAACUGUAAACAAUUUGAGAAGGUUUCAUACAGAUGCAGCACAUGAAAAACAAAAUCUCAUACAUAAAUGUUCAUGGGAAGGGGUUCCCUGCUCUCAUUUAAAUUUUUCCUCUAUUCUCACCGAUUACGGUUAUUGCCAUACUUUCAACUGGAAUGAAGACAACAUACUAACAACAACAAAAACUGGUUCAAGUUCAGGAUUGACUUUGAUCUUAAAUGUAGAAGAAUAUGAAUAUAUGAAAGGUCCGCAAAACGAUGCUGGAGUUAAAAUGUUUCUUCACAACGCAAAUGAAGUUCCUUUCGUAAGAGAUUUAGGUUUUGCAGCUGCUCCCGGUCUCCAUUCACUCGUCUCUGUUCAGUAUAGCGAGAAUGUUGGUUUACCGGAUCCAUGGGGCGUUUGUGGAACGAAACCAUUAAAAUAUUUCCCAAAAUAUACUUAUUCAGCUUGUGAGAGAGAAUGUGAAACAGAUGCAGUUGUGAAGCAAUGCGGUUGCAGGAACUCUUUUAUGCCACCGGAAGCUGAUAGAAAUCAAACGGUAUAUUGUACAACAGACCAAUAUUUCAAUUGCUUAGUUCAUAUGAGAGGUACUUUGGGAUCGAAUAAGAAAAGUUGCAAAUGCGUGGAGCCUUGUACAAUAACGGGAUAUCAGUCUUCAUUGUCUUAUUCAGCAAUAUCAUCUCUAAGUGUUGAAAAAUUGUUGAGUAUCAAUACACAAACUCUGAAGAAUAAUUUUUAUAAAGUAGAACAUCUGAAACAAAGAAUUGCUGGUUCAAAUUUUGUAAAUGACUUGAAAAUUUUAGAAAAUGUUUUACAUAGUUUUAAUGCUCUGUACAAAUAUGCAAAAGUAAAUACCUUAUCGUAUGAGAAGUCAAUCUUCUAUAAACUGAGAAGAUGUAUGGAUAGGAUGCUCUCAAUCUAUCAAUCUGAUAUGGAACUGAUAUAUCCUAUUCUUAAUCAAUAUUACGAUGCUUAUGAAGAAGCUUAUGGUACAAGUAGAUUAGCCAUGAAAUCAUCGUUUGAAUCUAUCCAAAUUAAAUCAGCUGCUGUUUUACAAAAAGCUCUAGACAGUACAGAAAGCACUGAUGUUAAGAAUGAUGAAAUGAUCUCUUUAGUUGCCGAAUAUAAUGCCACAAUUGAUCUAAUUGACCGCUUUCAGAAUUAUGUUGAAGAAAGAAAGUCUCCCUUUAUUUUAAACGUAACGACAACUGAUAAAUUACCUCCAAAACAAUAUAUCACUGAAAGUAGAGCUGAACAGUGCGAUGAAUACAAAAAGAAAAAUAUUUUACUAUUAAAUAGCAUAAUUCGUACCUUAUCCCUUCUAGAUACAAAACAAUUGAAAUGGGAAUUUAAAAGAGACUACUCCACCCUUUCCAAAAACGGUAGAAAGUAUAUGGGCUGUUUAGAAGAAUAUUAUUCAAUUGUUAAACACUUUGGAGAAUGGCAAGAAGAAAAAGAAAAAAGUAUUAAAGCUUUACUGAGAGAUGAAGGAUUAUUCCCGGAAAUUCAAAAUUUUGACUUUGAAGCAGAAUGGGAAGAAAUUGAUUACGUGAAAGAAAAAGUACUUGAUUUCAUGGAAGAAUAUAUGAAACAUUCAACGAAUAAACUCGAUAACAAACACAAUCUAGAUUCUUCGAUAAUAAAUCAAGCAAUCAGCAAUAUUAAUUCAUUUAUUCGUAAAAUUCAAACUCGUCUUGUUGAUACAAUGAGAAACAAAGUUUCUGUGACUUCCCGUUCUAUAAAAACUGGCUAUUCGGAUGCUAUCGAAAGAAUCGAACGAAUUUUUCCAUAUCAGAGUGGAAAGGGACGUGAAAUUUUAUCAUCAAUUUCGCAAAAUCUGUCGAUAUGGUGGAGACCGCGAGCAAACGUAGAAGAGCCAUCAACGCCGUAUCGAGGAGAUCUCUAUUUAAGAAUUCCAAGCAACUUGACGACGUUUCGCGAGAAAUUGCUUGAAAUUAAUUUACAGGAAAUCCUAGAUGAAUACUUUGCUCCUGUAAGAAGUUCUUUGGCUCAUUUUGAAAACUUUAUGUCUGAUUUGGAAGCGAAUUUAAUUAAGCCAUUACAACAAUUAUCAACUAGUAUUAAUGAUUAUAUCAUAAAAACGAAGAUAAAUGAAAAGUUUGUUCUGGACAACUUUAUUACUGUCGACGUCUUUUUUGCACAACUGAAAUAUCAAAAGAUUGAACAACAAGUUGCGUAUGAUAUAAGUAACUUCUUUAGCGAAGUGGGUGGUUUUCUUGGUCUUUUUCUUGGUGGAAGCGUUUUGAGUCUAUUGGAAUUAUUUGAUUUUAUGCUUAACCUUUUAACUAGAAAAUUUGAUAUGAAAUCAUCUAAAGUGUCAGAUUCUGUUAUUUCUUUGAAAUAGAAAGUGAGUAAUAUUUUGAAGAUUGUGAAUGGGAAGGAAAAAGUUUGGUUUUUUCAGCUGCCUCUGACGUAAUUGUUGUGAAGUUAUUGACUUUUAAAGUUUGCACUACUGCGUCAAUAUUCAUCUUCUCUUUUUAAAUUAGUUUAAUUAAGUGGGAGCGAAAUGCAAUAUACAGAGAAAUAACGAGAAAGAAAGUGUAUUCGUUUGUUUAAAGCUUUUUUUUAUGAAUACAACACGUUUGAAUAUCUCUAUUUUUAGUUUUGUGUAUAGUUUUAAUUAGUUUUAAAUAAAGUAGGCUGUUAAUGCAAGACUAUGCAAAAUCUAAUUAGUUUGAUUGACUCUUUCUAUCUUUGAGUGAAAUUGUUUUAAAUCCUUUACUUUAGAGAUCUCUUAGGAGCAAUCCACUAGAUGGAGUAUUACUGAGCUUACUCGUAUUUCCUAUUUUCAUUUGAUAAUGGAAGGAAGAAUAGUUUUAUCUUUCAAACGAAGUCGUUAAGUUAUUUCUAUUUAUAUAAAUAUACUAUGUUGCUUACUAUC